This is a messenger RNA of Rhinocladiella mackenziei CBS 650.93, 1434 nucleotides long. RefSeq lists its product as uncharacterized. Gene Ontology annotation, molecular function: monooxygenase activity; FAD binding. The transcript has 4 exons. The record is from RefSeq and is a predicted model, not a curated record. NCBI's taxonomy places the organism in Eukaryota, Fungi, Ascomycota, Eurotiomycetes, Chaetothyriales, Herpotrichiellaceae. Bases 1 to 1434 code for a protein of 477 amino acids.
AUGGCUUCCGAGACAGCGACCCGUGGAAAUGUACUCCAGGCUGGCAUUGUUGGCGCCGGUGUGGCUGGACUCAGUGCUGCUAUCGCCCUGAGGAAGAUUGGUCUCGACGUGGAGGUCUUUGAGCGUUCUCAAUUCAAGAACGAAAAUGGCGCUGCCGUUUCUAUUACGCCGAAUGGCGGUCGAAUUCUCGAGUACUGGGGAUUCGACCCUGUCAAGGCUGGCGGCAUUGAAAAUAUUCAGGUCCGUCGACCAAAGGGUGACACUCUCGAACCGAUGGCUCCGACCUUGAACUUCACGCAUGUUGAAAAGCAAUUCGGCCAUAAAUGGUAUUUUUAUCAUCGAGUUGACAUGCAUCGACAUCUCCGAGAGAAAGCUGGCGCCGAUGGGGCUGUCAUCCGCCUGGGAAAUCAAGUUAUGGACGUUGACCCGGAAACUGGAAUCAUUGACUUGAAAGAUGGCACACAAGUGCAAAAAGAUCUCGUCAUCAUUGCUGAUGGCCAACAUGAUCGUUUAAAUGCCAAAAUUACGGGAAAGGAGGUCCCCAUGAAGAGGAGCGGCCAGACAGCGUAUCGUUGCCUCAUCCCCAUGAAGGAUAUCCUGGCCGAUGAGGAAACCAAAUUCCUGUUCGAGGAUGAGCCACCCGGCUUCUGGGCCCCUGCAUUGCCGCCCAAGGGCGUCAUGGCCGUGACGUACCCCUGCAGAGACAAUACCAUCCUCAACGUGCUGGCCGUUCACCGUAAACUGGGCCAGCAUGCGACCAGUGAAGAGGACGUGAUUAUCGACGACUGGAAUUUCCCCGCGACCCACGAAGAUCUGGAAAAGGUUCUGGACGGUUUCCAUCCAAGUGUGAAGAAGGUCUUCUUGAAAUCACCCGAAGUCAAGGUCUACACGCAAAUGAAGCGCGAUCCCUUGAACAAGAUGACCAAGGGCAAGGCUGUCAUCAUUGGGGAUGCCUGCCAUCCCAUGCUUCUGACUCACGCGCAGGGCGUCUCUUCCUCGAUCGAAGACGCGGCUGCCCUGGAAAUUUUCCUUGCCGACGUUCCUCCUUCUGAGGGAGUUACGUCUGCACCCUCUGAGAAAUUGCUGCAGCGCUUGGAGCAAUUUGAAAAGUUCCGCUUACCCAGGGUAUCGGCGACGCAAAUUUUGACAGAUCCGGUGGUUCCUGGCCCACAAGCGGCAGCCAACUAUGCCAAACAAGAGGCUGAGAUUCGCAAAUAUUAUUCCGGUCCUUUGCCCCCCACGGGCGCAAUGCCUCACAGCCCGCCCAUUUGCGAAUUCUUCUUCGCAUACGACGUGAGAAAGGAGGCCAUGAAAUUCCUCGAUGAGGCCAAUGGGGUAAAGACCAGUGGGUCAAAGACUAAUGGAACAGAACCGAAUGGGGUGACUGCUAAGAUUGCCGCCGUGGAGAAGAAGUUGGCCGAAAUGAGCACAUGA